AGGGAACUAAAAAAAAAUAAGCACGUUUUGUUUCCUUUUUCUCUCGUUUUCGUUGAUGGCGUGCUCACAGAAUGAUGUGGAAAACCUCUUAGCCAAGUUGCAAUUGAUGCAUCAACGUACUUCGUACGAGAUGACCCAUGGAGUCGACCAAUUGUGGAAGACAUUGAUAUCCGCAUUGACAACUGUGCUUACAUUAAUACCGCACGUUCUUCACUCCACGACUUUCACUAGCACGACGUCUUCACAGCUAGUUACCAUAUUGAGUGCUUCGGCUCUCCUAUCGUCAGUGAUUCGAGGUCUUAUUGCCACACCUUCCACGGACGCAUUCCUGGUCACUGACAACCUUGAUUCCAUCGAAUCAUCCCAAGACUCACAAUCCACACUUUAUCAAAACUGUAUCUUUACCAUCGAAAAAGAAACCAAUGCUAUUUUAAUCCAAGUGCAACGGAUACGAAGUUUGUUAAAGUAUCAUCAGACAGACACUUGGAUCAAUCAUGAUGAAGCCACGAUCCGCCAGGCUCAUUGGUCAUCUCUAUUCAUGCACGCUCGUCAUCUCGUUGACGCCCUGCUGCAAUUUGCACUGACGACUUUGGAGAAAUCUUCCGCGUCCUCAUCCGAUUCAACUUUACUUUUGGAUAGCCAAACGCCAGAUUCCGCCACCAAUAUGUCAUUGCUGGUGCCUGAGCCUCUGGCCCGACGGUCCAUGAGCGCGAGUCGAAAAUCCGCAGAAGAAAUCUUUGUUCACCAAAUGAAUCGUACUGCCAGUGAUUCGAUGGGAUCCUCUAUGUUUGCAUGGCAACAGCGGCCAGCUCAAAGCGUGGAAACUCCCAAUCUUCCGACGAAACCAGACUCGAUGGGAAAGCGGUUUAUGCGUACCAUUACCCUUCUUAAAAGCAAACCAUCUUUUUCAAUGGCUCAGUUUCUUUCACAUCAUCGACACACGGACGACCACAAACAAUCACCAUCGCACCAGCUGCCGCCGCCGCCACAGCAGCAUCCAUGUGGGCGGUAUUCGCAGGACUCGGAUUAUUCGACGACGUGGAAUGAGUUCAAUAAUGAGGUGGUUUCUUCAUCCCUGAGUGCCAUCAGUAGUACCAGUACAAAGAGUGCAAAGAGCGCAAAGAGUUCUCAAAGUAGUAAUACAUUGAAAAAUAUCUUUGGGUCACGAAAAGAUCAUUAUGGAUCCAAAGCGGCGGCCGGCCUCGGUCUUCACUCUGGCAUUCGAUCCAAUGGCCAUCCUGUUGGUGCUGGUGCUGGUGAUGCGGCGACACCUUACCGCGGGUUGAAAGAUCUGUUUGUUGUGAUGCAGCCAAGUCAUAAAGCGGUGGCAUCCACGCCUCUGGACAGUUUAUCAGGCAACUUUUAUCGUACCAGUGGGUUCCAGGAGACUUUACUAGACACACCAGUUCAUCCCUCCUAUACGACCUCCCAAUUGCCUGUACCCCAAAGUAAUAUCAUAAAUAGAGCGGACCAUCCAUAUGAAGUUGUGCCUUCUUUCACCAUGAGAAAAGGCCCGCCGUCUUCAGCGGUGCAAACCUUGCGUUCACCUUUUGGGAAACAAACGCGAAUCCACAUGAUCGAUUCCACCCGCAACGACAUGACCAUUGCUGAUGCCAUCCAUCCUCAUGCGCCAUCGCCCUACCAACGACACAGUAUGACCGUUCACUACUAUGAUGAUCCUCAUUUUUUCCAAUACGACGAUUUACCGUCACCGCCUCCGUCCGCUCCACCCACGAAGUUGACCGUCGAUGAUUUCACCCAUUAUGAUACCUUUGAUCACGCUUCCAAGGCCGCCGUGGCUGACCAAGUCGAUCCAGAAGAGGAUAAUGAAGAUAAUCACAGUGAAACGAACGAUCACAACUUUUCAGAAGCCUUGUCAUCCUCGGAUUCAUCUUAUUUCUCCGCUCGAUCAUUUUCUUCCCAAGCGACCUUGCAUUCACUGCUCGUCGGCACAUCUGAAACCACCGUGAUCCAAGCUUCUUCACCCGCGUCACCUGAACGACCAGCCGAUCCUCCCAUGGAUGGGUACUCCAGCAAAAUUAUUUUACGCAAGGCCGGCCGUCCUGCAAGUCCAUUGACAUCACCCCAGUCAAAUCAAUUAACUGAGGAGCUACCUGCACCACCCGCAUCCUCGAUUUCAUCCUCUGCAUUACCACCUAUCAACACCAAUACCACCAUCGUAUCCGCUAAUAAGAUCACCCCAUCUCAUCCUUCAAAUCAUCCUCCACCGUCCCCUGUACCGGACACCAAAGAGCAUGAACGAUUUCAAAGGCCACCGACUCGGUAUCUCAAAGAUGCGCCUCCAAGUUUACCUGGACGCAAAGCGUCUAGUAUCAUGCAAAAGAUGAUCACCAAGGAAGAUCAUGGAUCGCCUUUCACCGUGCGCCGACCUUCUGUACCUAUUGAAAAAUCGGCAGCUUGGGUGAAUCCACCUCACAUUCCACCGAGGACGAGCAGUAUGCCUUCGUUUCACACCGCCGCCAAGGAAUCAUCGUAUAGAUACAAACGUGAAACAAAGCGCAUGGCAAUGAAACGAUCCGAUGCCAAACAGUCACUGGUGAGUAUCAUGUCCUCCAAACGAUCCGAGGAGAUUCAUCCAUUGGCCAAUCUUCAUCUGCAAGGUUUCUCCAAUCAAUACAAGCGAACCCGCAAGGGUAAAGGCAAUCUUUUGCAUGUGUCAGAAAACGGAGAAGAUGUUCUCCUGAUGGAAAUGGGUUCUAGCAAGCUCUUUGUCGUUGCAGGUACAUCGGCCAAACUGCUUGCUAAACUUGCUGACGAGACCGCUGAAGACCUCGAUUACAUUGAUACCUUUUUAUUGAAUCACCAUUUUUUCAUGCCAUCCACGCAAUUGAUCAAUGACCUCGUGGCCCGAUUUCAUUUACAGCCGGUACCUGGUGAAAUCGAAUAUUACAGAAAAUGGCAACGUUGCAUUCAAGUCAAGUAAGCUUUCUUUAAAUUUUUACCCUGUGUAAUUUUACAAAACCAUGGUUCUGCCUUUAUUUCUACUGUUUCGACAAGUUUGGAAUUUUCGCUAAAGA
Radiomyces spectabilis is the source of this 3038-nucleotide messenger RNA. RefSeq lists its product as uncharacterized. The record is from RefSeq and is a predicted model, not a curated record. The transcript is spliced from 8 exons. The coding region runs from base 56 to 2944 and encodes 962 amino acids. Lineage: Eukaryota; Fungi; Mucoromycota; Mucoromycetes; Mucorales; Radiomycetaceae.